Messenger RNA from Cucurbita moschata (crookneck pumpkin), 1208 nucleotides. Its product is annotated as alpha carbonic anhydrase 1, chloroplastic-like. NCBI's taxonomy places the organism in Eukaryota, Viridiplantae, Streptophyta, Magnoliopsida, Cucurbitales, Cucurbitaceae. The transcript is spliced from 6 exons. The record is from RefSeq and is a predicted model, not a curated record. Bases 53 to 874 code for a protein of 273 amino acids. Gene Ontology annotation, molecular function: zinc ion binding; carbonate dehydratase activity.
UUAUUUGUAUAUUGUUUCAAAAGGAGGGCAGCUGUGCUAAGAGUUGGCAAUAAUGGCUCCUUCAGUCUCCUCUAUUUUUGUUCUCUCUCUUUUACUUAUUGGUGUUUUCGUGCAAACCCACGCAAAGAACGAGCAAUCCGUUACAUUUUCUUAUGAGGGCUCGAGUGGGCCUGAACACUGGGGAAGCAUGAGCUCGAAAUUUGCAACUUGCUCCAAAGGGAAAUCACAGUCACCAAUAGACAUUGUGAAGGACGGCGCCGUGUUUGGCAAGCAUCUUCAAAAACUAGUCAGGAGAUACAGUACUGCUAAUGCUACACUUGUCAACAAUGGCUUUAACAUUGGGGUGGACUUUGGGGAGAAAACAGGUGGAGUAGCUGUCAUAGAUGAGAAAAACUACACCCUCAGACAAAUGCAUUGGCAUUCUCCUUCCGAACACCUCCUUAACGGCAAGCGAUUUGCUGCCGAGCUUCAUCUAAUCCAUAAAUCAGACGACGGCGGCCUCUCCGUCAUAGCAAUUCUCCUCCAAGACGGUGAUUCCGAUCCCCUACUCGAAAAGAUACAAGGCAAAUUGCGGGAGUUAACCAAAGAAAAAUGCGGCAGCAACGAAGAGGCUCACAUUGCACUAGGAGAACUAAACUUAAAGCACUUGAGGAAGAAGACUCGCAAAUACUACAGAUACAUCGGCUCUUUCACAGUUCCUCCCUGCACCGAGAACGUCGUAUGGACCAUUCUCGGCAAGGUGAGGACGAUUUCGAAGAAGCAAGUAGAAGCACUGAAGGCGCCCUUGGAACCACCGUAUAAGAAAAACGCCCGACCGGCGCAGCCGCUCAAUGGCCGAAAGAUUGAGAUCUACGACGAGCUCAGCGAGUACUGAAAACCUUUUCUCUCUCGCGCGCUUUUGCUUUGCCGCUCAAUGAACAAUCGGUUUAAGCAAUGGAGAACUGUUUGGCUUGCGAAAGAAGUUCCCCAUUACCAUAUAAAAACUUCAAAAUGCAAAAAUACCAUUCUAUCCUUUCUACUUGUAAGCUUCCGUGAAUUGAUUGAAUUGUAAUUGGUCAUUUCAGAGUUUAAUUUAGUUAUAAUAUAAAUGUCAUAUUAUUUCCUUAGCUUAGGAAAUUAGUAAUGAAUCCAAGUUGCGCCUAAUUAUGAACGGCUCGAUUUAAUCCUUGAAGUAAUAAUAAUGGUUUGGGAUAGUUGUUGACGUGGCA